GCUUGUAUUAAAGUAUGAAAAAACGAAAUCCUACAAAUUAUUAUGUUAUAAUUAAUUAUUGAAAUGUCGAAGGAAAAUGCGAAUUUGCGUCUUUUAGGUUCUCCAGUGAAUCUUUCAUACAGAAGCAAGAAAAAGGACGAUAAAAAGAAUAUACGAAAUCGUCCCCGUUCAGCUCUUCAAAGUUCUUGUAUCACACCGGAAAAUCCAGAAAGAUUUAAGCGACCAUUUUCUGCAGACACUAAGGAGAGAGCUUCUACUACUAGAUCCUUUUUAAAAUCGUUUAGUGCGGAUUUACUGCAGUCGUACAACAAUGCCCCAACUAAUUUAAAAAUAGUUCCACCGACAACCAUUUUACUUGGUGAUACCAAACCAUAUGAAAAUUUUAAAGUAAAAGGCAACAAAGAAACUUGUAGUAAUGCCUCAGACUACGGCUCAGAAGAUACAUUUAUUAGUUUAGGUACUAAGAUUAAAACAAAAGCUCAAACACCUCCUAAAAAAAAUACAAAUCCAAAAGCAUUGAAAUACAGAAACGUUGCAAAGAAAGGACGUAAAAUGGAACAACAACAAACAAAUGAUGACAAAGGAAAUGAACAAUAUGGUUUGGAAAUUACUAUUAAAGAAAGGGCAAAAUCUCAGUCACCUUGUAGGGAUAUUGAUGCGUUUUUUCACCGAAGUGCAUCACCUUCCUUCAAAAAAAGAGCUUACGAAUCAUAUUUUGUACCCCUUGAUAAUAAUAAAAAUAAAUCUGAUCAUGAUAAUUUAAGCGAACAUCAAUUACUUGACUCUGAUGAAAUACCAUUGGAUAUGCAAAAAGAAAUAGACGCAUACUCUCGUCGAUUACCUUUAACUAAACAACAAUUAUCUUUAGUAGAGGAAGAAUCUACACAAGACCUUGAAAGUAUUCCAUCAAAUAAUUUACCAAGUUUGUCACCUGAAGCAUCAUUAAAUGAAAAGCAUCGUAAUCCAAAUAAACAAGAUUUUACUAUUCUCAAUAUUAAGACUCAUACAGAAAAAGGCGAGAACUACACAAGAAACCAGCAAAACUUCUCCAAUGAAUCAAAAACAUAUAGAAGCUUUUAUGAAGACUUCAAUAACCAUGAUAAUACAUUUAAAAAUAACUUUUCAAGUACUGUCAUUCAUACAGACUCUUCUUCUAAAGAUUCUGGUUACCCUGAAAGUGUUACGAAAGAGGAUAAAAUGUAUGUUCAAAACUUUUCUCUUCCAUCUGCCACAAUACUAAGAAAAUCUAGCUCUGAUAACAACUUACAUGAACAACCGAAGAGUUUAGAUAGUGCAUCACUUGGAAGUAAUGAAAAAGAUUACCAUAACAUGUAUCCGCCUGACAAAAAGUGGGCGGAGCCUCUGAAUCAUAGUCGUUUGCUUUACAAAGAUUUCUUUUUGAAGAAAGAGGGUCAUUUAGCAGUUCCGCCACAGAAUUCACCUGAUAGAUCCUGCUUAACGCAUAAAAGUGAAGCAAAUUACGCAAAUACAAAUUUAAAUGAUGAGAACGUUGAACGAGAGAUUAGUGAAUACCCAAAGUAUUUAUUAAAUAGUAGCACAAAAGCGUAUACGUCCAAAGUUAUUGAUGAUUACAAAAGAGAAAUAGAAGCUAUUAACAAUUUACAUGAACUAACACUAAAAGAUAUAAAAACAGACUCGAUAUCACCUACACCUCUUCAUAUUGAAACUAUGUAUGAACAAUCAAAUAAUCGUUAUGAAGAUAAACAUAAUUCCAUUGAAAGUUCCCAGAAUAGUUACGAAACCAGUGCCUCGCCGAUGGAAGACAAAAAUUGUACAAAUAACAAAAGAGAUAUUUCUAAAGUAACAACAAGGGAAUUAAUUCAGAAUUAUUUUAAAAUAAAACACGAUUAUCCAAAAGGAACUAAAGAGAAUGUGUUAAAAAAUCUAAAGAAAUUUGAGAAGAAACUUAACAACUUGAAAACAGAUAACAAAAGUCCUAAGUUAGAAUGGAAAAAUAAUAAAAGCAAUCUCAGUAGACCCGGACAAGAAACAGUUAAACAUCAAUCACCGAAAAACAUUUUUACAACAAAAAUACCUCUUAGCUCUAGAAUAGAGAGUGUACAAAAUGACAAAGAUGUGGAAUCAUGGAUGUCGUUAACAUUUCCAACGCCUCGAAGAACGCCUAUAGACACUGUAGAUAAUGCAGAAACAAUAGCCGAUGUUCCUAAAGAAAACCCGAGAACUACGACACCAAAAGAGGCAUCUGUUACCGAAGAAGGACCUACUCCAACAAACGUUACCCCAGAGAGGCCUACUACAACAGAAGUAGUUAAAACAAGAGAGUUAGAUUCCAAGGCCACAGUUCUAGAUAUAUAUUCAAUGUUAAAAGAAAUUGAAAGCUAUGGUGAUAAUCCUGUAACUACAGUUACAAAUGUUGAGGAAGUUAAUGAGGAGGUACCAAAAGAUGAAAAUAGAGCUUCAACACCAAAAGAUAAUUUUACGGAAAUUUUUGAAUUUUUGGAAAAGGUUGAACAAAGUGCGAAUGAUGCUUUAUCUGUUGUUACGAAUGCAGCUCCACAAAACACUCCAAAGUUAGAGGUGCUGCUAAAGUUGCCACACACGGAGUUGGCGCAGCGCGUGGUGACCGCAUCUCUGCAGCUCGAGGAGCGGUCUUGUUGCAUCGCGCUACUGCAGGAGAGCUUAGCCAAUCAUAAGCAACAGAUGAUUACAAAAGUGAGCAAUUUAGAGAAACAAUCUCAACGAAACAUAUUGAAAGUAAAGCAAGAAUGUGAAGAAACUAUAAAACGCCAUCAGAAUUUUAUAGACCAGCUUAUAAACGACAAGAAGACAUUGAAUCAUCGCAUAGAGCAGCUGGUUGACGAGAGACGUUCGCUUGAGGAGCGGUGGAAGAGGUCCGUGCAAACACUAGAGGAACGCUACAAGCUGGAGUUGCGCAACCAGCAUGACAAAAUGGCCGCCGCGCAACAGGUGGCCAGGCAACGAUGGGUUCGACAGAAAGCUGAGAAAAUAAAGGAGUUAACAGUGAAGGGCUUAGAAGGAGAAUUGAGAGAGAUGGCGGAGCGCCAGCAGAAGGAGAUAUCAGAUCUGAGGAUGUCGCACGCGGAGCAGCUCGGCAAGGCGCAGGCGAAGCACGCCGCCGAGCUGGAGCUGCUGAGGAGAACCUUGGAGGAGGAGAAGGAGGAAGCGCUUGUAAAGGAGAGGCAGCUGGCCAGCUCGAGACUGGAGAAGCAGAUGCUAGAAAUAGAACUGACAUACCAGGAGCAACGCACACGGCUCGUGUCAGAGUUGCGAGCGGAAGGCGAGCGCGCGGCGCAACAACUCGCCGACAGGGAACGAGAACAGAGAGAAGAAAUCGAGAAAUGGAAAGAAGAACAAGAGAAUUUGCUGCAAAAGAAACGCGAAGAAUUGGAUAAGGAGAUUGCAGAAGAAAAAGCAAGGAUUGAGGAACAACUAAAAGAAAAACGCAUUGAACUGGAGGAAGAGUUUGAGCGAUACAAGAAGGAGUUCGAAGCGGAGCAGCAAAUUGUUUUGAAGAAGAAAGUGACGGAGAUAUCAGCGCAGCACAAGUUGGAGCGGGACAGGGAGAUAGAGAAGGCCAUAGAGAGCAUGGAGGCUGAAGCCCAGGCGGGAAGAAGAGAGCUUCAGGAAGCAAUGAGAAGGAAUAAGGAGCAAUACGAAGCAGAGUUGAAGGAGUUGGGGCAGACGGAGCAGGCCACACUCCGCAGGUACCAGGAGGCGCAGGCGCGUGUUCGACACACCGAGGACAGAUGCGCUGAAUUGGAAGUAACAAUUGGUCAGUUGGAAGCGAGAAAUAAAGUACUCACAGAGAAAAAUAUUCAAUUGGAUAGUGAAGCGGAGGCGGUGCGGGCGAGCUGUGAGACGACAUGGCGCAACAAGCUGGACACAUUGACCAGGGAAACUGAGGAUAUGAGACACAAACAUGAUGAGCAGAUGCAUCAGCUAUAUGCCAAGGUGAAGGUGGCUGUGGCCAAGAAGGACUCCACCAUUCAGGCGCUCACGAGAGAGGCCGCCAAGUACCAGGAGAAGAUAACUUUACUAGAGCAGAAGCUGCAGCAGCAGAGGAAAGAUUUUCUCAAACAAAAAUGAUUUGAUCACAAAAUAAUGAUACGAUUUAUGAA
Papilio machaon (common yellow swallowtail) is the source of this 4121-nucleotide messenger RNA. RefSeq names its product centrosomal protein of 131 kDa (gene dila). The record is from RefSeq and is a predicted model, not a curated record. Gene Ontology annotation, biological process: regulation of centrosome duplication; intraciliary transport involved in cilium assembly; cilium assembly. NCBI's taxonomy places the organism in Eukaryota, Metazoa, Arthropoda, Insecta, Lepidoptera, Papilionidae. Gene Ontology annotation, cellular component: centriolar satellite. The transcript has 16 exons. The coding region runs from base 64 to 4089 and encodes 1341 amino acids.